This is a messenger RNA of Oppia nitens, 863 nucleotides long. Its product is annotated as antifreeze protein Maxi-like. Lineage: Eukaryota; Metazoa; Arthropoda; Arachnida; Sarcoptiformes; Oppiidae. Gene Ontology annotation, molecular function: ice binding. The transcript has 2 exons. The record is from RefSeq and is a predicted model, not a curated record. The annotation marks the transcript as partial.
GUAGCAGUAGCAGCAGCAGCAGCAGCAGCAGCAGCAGCAGCAGCAGCAGCAGCAGCAGUAGUAGUAGCAGCAGCAGCAGCAGCAGCAGCAGCAGCAGCAGCAGCAGCAGCAGCAGCAGCAGCAGCAGCAGCAGCAGCAGCAGCAGCAGCAGCAGCAGCAGCAGCAGCAGCAGCAGCAGCAGCAGCAGCAGCAGCAGCAGUAGUAGCAGCAGCAGCAGCAGCAGCAGCAGCAGCAGCAGCAGCAGCAGCAGCAGCAGGCAGCAGCAGCAGCAGCAGCAGCAGCAGCAGCAGCAGCAGCAGCAGCAGCAGCAGCAGCAGCAGCAGCAGCAGCAGCAGCAGCAGCAGCAGCAGCAGCAGCAGCAGCAGCAGCAGUAGUAGUAGUAGUAGUAGUAGUAGUAGUAGUAGUAGUAGUAGUAGUAGUAGUAUAGCAAACAAUAUUACUGGUAGUGGUGCACUUGUUGGUCCUGGAACACUAUUUGGUCCUGCUUCUGCUGGUGUUCUAGCUGCCGGUGCUGCUCCUGUUGGUGGUGCAGCUACUGGUGCUGCUGCUGCUGCUGCCGGUGCUCAUGUUGGUGGUGCAGCUACUGGUGCUGCUGCCGGAGAUCCUGUUGGUGCAGCUACAGGUGCUGUUGCUGCUGCCGGAGCUCCUGUUGGUGCAACUACAGGUGCUGCUGCCGGUGCUCCUGUUGGUGGUGCAGCUACUGGUGCUGCUGCUGCCGGUCCAGCUACAGGUGCUGCUGCUGCCGGUGCUCCUGUUGGUGGUGCAGCUACUGGUGCUGCUGCUGCUGCCAGUGCUCCUAUUCGUAUUACUAGCACUUAUCUUUCAGGACCUGCUGUCUAAAAAUAAUUUUUCUCUAUAUAAGC